Messenger RNA from Microstroma glucosiphilum, 2613 nucleotides. Its product is annotated as riboflavin synthase domain-like protein. Gene Ontology annotation, cellular component: cytosol. Bases 40 to 2259 code for a protein of 739 amino acids. Gene Ontology annotation, molecular function: oxidoreductase activity; FMN binding; flavin adenine dinucleotide binding. The record is from RefSeq and is a predicted model, not a curated record. NCBI's taxonomy places the organism in Eukaryota, Fungi, Basidiomycota, Exobasidiomycetes, Microstromatales, Microstromataceae. The transcript is spliced from 3 exons.
CACUUCCACCCAGAAUUCCACUUCUUCGGAUCAGCUGCGAUGCCAUCGAUACCAGCCUCAGAUGACGAUGCUCCUCGGUCAUCGUCGUCGUCAUCGAGAUUACCGACAACGGCACCUCGCCCUCCCCUGACAAUCCUCUACGCUUCCGCCACGGGGACAGCCUCCGACCUCGCACACCGCCUUUCGCGCCUAGCACAGCAGCAUCACUAUUCUCCCUCAAUACACUCCCUCUCCACAUUCCCCGACUUGCCUUCUCUACAUGAUGUCCUCUCGCGCUCAGCAGGCCCAGUAGUCUUCCUCAUAGCCACAGCAGGCAAUGGCUCCUUUCCCACUGCUGCCGAGCCACUGUGGAAGGAUGCACUUUCAGCUAGGUACCAAUUGGGAGCGGAGCUGCAAGGACUCCACUUUGCCAUCUUUGGGUUGGGAGACUCCAGCUAUCCCAGGUUCUGUUGGCCGGAAAGGAUGCUCAGGAAGAGAUUGGUGGAUCUUGGCGGCAGCGAGCUACUAAGGGGAGAGGGAGACGAGCAGCACUAUCUUGGUAUCGAGGGUACCUUUCAACCUUUUCUUUCUGAGCUGUUUGGCCUAUUAGAUGAGCGUCAUCCUCUACCGCAAGGCCUGCAAGUCCUACCAGACGAUGCCAUCAUGCCUCCUACCUUCGAGCUGCGCUUCCUGGAUGAGGAGCCCAACGGCGAGAGCAACGGCAGCGGCAGUGUAUCCCUGCAAACAAACGGUAGUGGAGUGCAUUCAGCGAGUGGCUUUGCCCACCACGACGUCCCUACCGCCUCUUCUUCUACAUCUUCGGAUUUCGAGAUCAGAUGGCUGAGGACUGUCAAGAAUGAAAGGAUCACCUCGCCCGAUCACUGGCAAGAUGUGCGGCGACUCGAGUUCACGUUGCCCAACUUGGACGAUUCGGAACUGCAGUACGAGGCGGGAGACAUUGCCACGCUCCGCCCCGCCAACGAUGAAGGGAUGGUGGACGCUCUCAUCACUCGAAUGGGCUGGUCCCAACAUCGAGACAGACCUGUUGGACUUUUCGACCGGCAAGGGCGGCGGAUACAGCUUCCCCCUUUGAGCAAACCUCUGACGGAUGUUGGAGCCAUCGAAGAGACAAUGACACUCCACUCUUACCUCGUCAACCACACUUCGCCCUUCUCUCCUCUUCGCCCCUCGCUAUUUCCUCUCCUUCGGCCCUUCUCACCCAAAGGACAUCUAGAGCGCGAGAAGCUCGAUGAAUUCUGCACACCUGGUGAUGGAUACGAGGAUGCCAUGGAGUAUGGAGUCAGGACGCGCAGAACGAUCGCAGAGGUCCUCGAUGAAUUCCAGAGCGUACAAUUCGAGCCGCGCUGGGCCGCAGAGGUCUUUGGUGGUGGCAAUGAAGAGGGAGAAGGCGGGAUGAGGGAGAGGGAGUUUAGUAUUGCUUGCGGACCGAGCGAAUCGCCCCGCUCCCUAACCCUCCUCAUCUCCCUCGUAUCGUACAAAACACGCAUCCGCGAGCCCCGCGUCGGUGUUCUCUCCCGGUGGCUCGCCACUCUCGAACCCUCAGACGAGCGUCUCCUCCCUGUGCGGAUCAGAAAGUCAACAAUGCUCAAGCUCCCCGCUUCGGAGAGCACGCCAUUCAUCGCUAUUGGACCGGGCACGGGGAUGGCACCGCUGCGAGGUUUGGUAAGGGAGCGUGUUGCGCGUGCCCGUGCUCGCAAGGCAGCAGCAGCAGGUGCAGGUGCAACGUCGUCUUUCCAACCAUUCGGUCCCAUCCUCCUCCUCUUCGGGUGUCGCGCCUACCCUCACUCCGACGCCCUUCUAGCACGCGAGUGGUCCGAUCUAGCCUACGAGUGUGCUCAGGAAGGUCUGGGGACCAUCUAUGUGCGGUGGGCCUCUUCGCGCUGGGAUCCCCUCGAGGGAAAGACGAGGGGCAAGGGAGAGAAGGAGUAUGUGCAGGACCUGGUCGAUCAGUGGGAUCAUCUGCUCGCCACACCUAGUGUCGCUACCGAUGCAAUUGCAGGAAGCGAAGGCGAAUGCGAUGCGAGGAAUGGUGUCCCUUCUCCCUCUGCGGUCAGACAGGGCCCUCUCAUCUGGGAGUGGCUGACAGCACAACGCGCGACAGUCUAUCUGUGUGGCUCAUCGGGGAACAUGCCUCAGCAGGUACGACGAGCCUUUGAGCGACUGGUGGGUGAGUUUGGAGGACUGGAGGAGGAUCAGGCUACCAGGUUCUUGGACCGCAUCGAGGCGGGGGGACGAUGGAGGGAGGAGUGCUGGAGUUGAGUUGAGGCAACAAGGCAGGGCGAAGAAGGUGAGAUCACGCUGGCGCUAUCACUAGAUGGUUGAAGACACGAGACAAGACUAGAAGUGUAAAGCAAUGCGAUAUAUUUCCACUUCCCCUUCCCCUUCCCCUUCCCGUCCCUAUCUAUCCCACAUCCCAAAUCCGUCCACGCCCCUUUUUUUUUCAAGCAACACUAUACUUGUUCAAUUCAGCACUAGCCGUCUUUAGUUCAUCCGAAGACUUUGGCUGCUCGAGCUUAUCGGCAUUCUGGGGAACAAAUACGCCAGGCUUGCCAGUAGGGUCAGAGCUGCCUGUGUUGCCUGACUUGAGAGCAGGGUCGUUGUUAGGGUCGUUGG